This is a messenger RNA of Cladophialophora yegresii CBS 114405, 660 nucleotides long. RefSeq lists its product as uncharacterized. The record is from RefSeq and is a predicted model, not a curated record. Bases 1 to 660 code for a protein of 219 amino acids. Lineage: Eukaryota; Fungi; Ascomycota; Eurotiomycetes; Chaetothyriales; Herpotrichiellaceae. The transcript has a single exon.
AUGAUCGCUCUCUGGCUGUCCGGUCAAUGGACAAAGGACAACGGUAAACGCAUGACGGCUAACGACAUUCGUAAAGAAUGCCUGCCGAGAAUAUCGAAGCUUACUCACAGGUGCUGCGUCAAAGUCCAGAGCGCAUAUCUUCCCAACACAUCUUGGGACAAGACAUCCUUCACAGAGCCGGACAUCUCCUCUUACAAUUGCUUGGAGAUCAAGAAAGAGGUAUUCAUUAUUUCCAUCAAGCCUGACGGCUACCUCAAGGGUACUGAGCUGACUCUGCAGAAACCCACCGCGACCGAACCAGAGAUAUACUCUAUAACUUUGCCACCUGAUGCUCUAAGCGGCAAAGUAGAUAGAGAUGGCCUCGACAAAAUCUGUGUGGAGAUGGCAAAUGCCACCUUUGCGCCGGAGAAAUGGUGGGAUACCUUCUACCCAGUGUUCAAAACCAAGUUCCUGGACCACAAUGACCUGACCAAAAAAAUUCCGGAGACUUGGGAUCGCAAUUUCGGGGUGUAUUGUCAACAUUUCAUGGGAUUUCGUCUUUCGAAGAAAAACCCGGACACCCUUGUCCGGGUCGAGUCCAAUUCCAUGAACAGCGUCGACAUCAAAAAGGCAAUUGCGGAAUUCGCCAAACAAGUCCAGGCGGCGCUAAAACAGGUUUGA